GUCCGGCUGGAAAAUGUUCUGGAGCUCUGUUGGAUUUAUAGAUAUCCUGUGGGGGUUUCUUGCUUUCUGCUUCUUUGCAGCUUUUUGCGCUCACAAAAUCUCCGCACUGCAACCAAAGAGAUAUGAAAAAUUUAGCGUUUAUAUGCUGUUUCAGGAUUUGAUUCGCUACGGAAAAACCAAGCAGAGCCUCAAACGGGAGAAGUGGCUGCGAGUGUUUGACGUUCCGAAAAGAUGGUUCUGGCACUUUUACGCCAUCUCUGUCUGCUGGAAUGGUUUUCUUCUGGCCCUGACCCUUAACGCCAGAUUUGAUAAUCAUUCUUAUCCAUCAUGGCUCACUGCUAUAUUAGACAGGAUGACAGCUGCGUCCAGCUCCCAUGGUCAAGUCCCACAGCUGUCCACGGUCCUGGUGCAGCUACUACUCUGCAUCCACUCCCUCAGAAGACUGCUGGAGUGCCUCUUCGUCAGUGUUUUCUCAGAUGGAGCCAUGCAUUUAGUGCAGUAUCUGUUUGGUUUGGGUUACUACAUUGUCCUGGGGCUGACGGUGCUUUGCUCAGACCCUGCAGGACAAGGGAGGGAAACCCAGCUCGCCGAUCUGAACUUUCUUCACUUGGCAGGAUUGGUUCUUUUUCUGUGGGCCUCAAAGCUGCAGCAUCAGUCAAUUGCUCUGCUGGCCAGACUUCGCACUGGGCAGUCAGGAUCUGUAGAAACACUGGAUCACAAAGUGCCAAAGGGUGGUUGGUUCGAAUGGGUUUCUUGUCCACAUUACUUUGCUGAGCUGUUGAUCUACAUAUCACUGAGUUUGAUCAGUGGAGGACUUUCUUUUACAUUGUGGCUUGCUGUCCUUUAUGUGUUCUUCAACCAGGCAUUGGCGGGACAGCUUUGUCACGAACACUACGUCAGCAAAUAUGAUUCAUAUCCAAAGCAUAGAAGAGCAUUUAUACCUUUUUUGCUGUAAAUCCUCAACAUGUUGUUUCUCUUUUUGUGUUGUUUAAAGUGAACUGGAAAGUUCUUGAAAAUGUAUGUUCCUCUGUGGAAAUGAAAAUGGAUUAAAAAUCACACCGUCAUGGGUUUCUAAGUCAGAUGGAGCCGAGGUGUUUAGUCACUGGAAGAAUAACACUGGGAGUUCUGGUGUGUUUGUGAGCUUUGAUAUAGAAAUAUCUUUAAGUUUGUUGCAAGCUGCUCGUUUGAAGAAUCCGCGAGGAACACCAUGUCACAGCAAGAAGGCUUUUCCGGUCCUGAUGUUUUCUCAUUUUUACAUAAAAAAAAUAAAUAAAUAAAAAAAUAAAAUAAAAAAGAUGAUGUUAUAUAAACAAUCAGCCUAAAUGGGGAAUUUAAAAGUAAUGAAACCCCCAGGUUAAGAGUGUGGGUGUCAUCUUUGACAGCAUCUUAACUUUUCAGCUCCAGUUCAGUAACAUCACAUGCUCAGGCUUCUUCCAUCUGUGACACAUCCACUUCCUCAGCCCCUUCUCAAAGCCAACAGCAUCACCAUCCUGAUGCAUACCCUUGUCACCUCACACCUGGACUAUUGCAACUACUUUUUCUAUGGCCCUCCUCAAAAAUCCCUCUAUAAACUGCAACUCAUCCAAAGCUCAGCUGCCCAGAUCAUCACUCGAAUCCCCUCCACCCUCCACAUCACCCCAGUACUCCAGCACCUCCAUUGGCUCCAUGUUCAUUAAUGCAUAGGUAUCAAGAAUCAGGCCUUUCUGUGUAUAUUUUCUAUGCUCUCUCUGCACUCCAGUUUCCUCCCAUAACCCAAAAACAUGUAUGAGAGGAGAACUGAUGAGAGGUGACUAUCUCUUGUGUCUGCCCUGUGAUGGACUGCUGAGUUCACCCUGCUCACCCAUAGUUAUCUGGGACUGGCUCCAGUGCCCUUCUACCCUGCACAGCAUAAAUUAGUAAAGAAGAUAGCUCACUGUAGCUAUAGUUUGCGUCAACUUACUUCAUACAGAAAUAAUUUUUUUUUGGAGGCAGGGGGGGUAAAUGAAGAAAUUAUUUGAAAAAUGAAUGUCUUGUCAAAGCACAUUUCCCUAAUUUUAAAGGAACCAAUCAGUAUAAUUGUGCCAUUUCUGUUCAUAUUAUUAUUCACUGCAACUAAAAUAUAAUGACGUUACUUGAAUGCUGUACUUGCCAUGAUGUCCUGGUCAACAGCAUUAGCAGCAUCAGAAAUAAACAAAUGCACUCCAGAGAGCCACAACAGCUUCUUCCUUACUGUUGACACAAGACUCCAUCACAUGUUUUUGUAAAUAGUAUUUUUGUUUUUCUUUCAAUGUAAUCACUGGUUUUGCUUACAAUAACCACUGUAUAGCUUGUACAUAUUAAUAUUUUAAAUUACUUUUUUUUAUCCUGUCUUAUUUGAUAUUUAACCUUCUUUUCUGUAU
Messenger RNA from Salarias fasciatus (jewelled blenny), 2378 nucleotides. It is a transcript of the gene srd5a3, whose product is annotated as steroid 5 alpha-reductase 3. The record is from RefSeq and is a predicted model, not a curated record. Gene Ontology annotation, molecular function: 3-oxo-5-alpha-steroid 4-dehydrogenase activity. The coding region runs from base 14 to 955 and encodes 313 amino acids. Gene Ontology annotation, biological process: dolichol-linked oligosaccharide biosynthetic process; polyprenol catabolic process. Gene Ontology annotation, cellular component: endoplasmic reticulum. NCBI's taxonomy places the organism in Eukaryota, Metazoa, Chordata, Actinopteri, Blenniiformes, Blenniidae. The transcript is spliced from 5 exons.